GCAUCAGGUGAUUGCGGAGGUAACUUCACUCUGCGGGUUCAGGGUUCCGCCUCUAAACUAGCUAGCUAAAUAAAUGGUUAUCCCUCUACCCAAAACAAACGAAUUUAAUUUUUAUAUGACCCAUUGGAAUAAAGCAGCAAUUCACUAUUGCACUCUGCAGUAGAUAUUUAAGAAAACAUGGCUGGACGUCUACCGGCUUGUGUAGUUGACUGUGGCACAGGGUACACAAAGAUUGGAUAUGCUGGAAACACAGAGCCACAGUUUAUUGUUCCUUCAUGUAUUGCCAUCAAAGAGUCGGCCAAGGUUGGAGACCAAGCCCAGCGCAGGAUGACGAAGGGGGUGGACGAUCUGGACUUUUACAUCGGUGACGAGGCAAUAGACAAACCAAAUUAUGCAACAAAGUGGCCCAUUCGUCAUGGGAUCGUGGAUGACUGGGAUCUCAUGGAGAGGUUCAUGGAACAGGUCAUCUUCAAGUAUCUGCGGGCAGAGCCCGAAGACCACUACUUCCUCUUGACAGAGCCUCCUCUGAAUACCCCUGAAAACCGAGAGUACACAGCAGAGAUUAUGUUUGAGUCCUUCAACGUUCCAGGUCUUUACAUCGCUGUACAGGCGGUCCUGGCGCUGGCAGCCUCAUGGACCUCCAGACAAUUGGGCGAGAGGACCCUGACAGGGACGGUGAUUGACAGCGGUGACGGGGUCACCCACGUCAUCCCAGUGGCAGAAGGCUACGUCAUCGGUAGCUGUAUAAAGCACAUUCCCAUCGCUGGUCGUGACAUCACCUACUUCACCCAGCAGCUGCUGAGAGAGCGGGAGGUGGGCAUCCCACCAGAGCAGUCAUUGGAAACAGCCAAAGCCAUCAAGGAAAGGUUCAGUUAUGUCUGCCCUGACCUGGUGAAAGAGUUCAACAAGUAUGAUACGGACGGCUCUAAGUGGAUCAAGCAGUACACGGGCAUCAACUCCAUCAGCAAGAAGGAGUUCACCGUCGACGUGGGCUACGAGCGCUUCCUUGGCCCUGAGAUCUUCUUCCACCCAGAGUUUGCCAACCCUGACUUCACCCAACCCAUCUCCGAGGUUGUUGAUGAAGUCAUUCAGAACUGCCCUAUUGACGUCAGACGUCCCCUCUAUAAGAACAUCGUGCUCUCUGGAGGAUCCACUAUGUUCAGAGACUUUGGCCGACGUCUGCAGAGGGACCUGAAAAGGACAGUGGACGGCAGACUGAAACUCAGUGAGGAACUGAGCGGUGCCAAGCUGAAGCCCAAACCCGUCGACGUGCAAGUCAUCACUCACCACAUGCAGAGAUAUGCUGUUUGGUUCGGCGGGUCUAUGUUGGCAUCAACUCCGGAGUUUUACCAAGUGUGCCACACCAAAAAAGACUAUGAGGAAAUCGGACCGAGCAUCUGCCGCCAUAACCCUGUCUUCGGGGUCAUGUCUUAAAAAGGACUUCCCUCGGUUAUCACUGGAGCUUGCAGUUGGAGCAGAAUGGAGUGGACGGACAGAGGCAGAGUGGCAUUACUGCACUACGGUCGCUGCUUCAUCCAGCCUAUUUCCAGGGCUACGGUUGAAGACAAAAUACAGGAAGAGAAUGACAGAAAUACAAUGACUAGAUUCUAUUCCUAUGGAGAAUGACUCAUUUAUCAACUGCAGACCAACUAUCAGGCUGACAAACGGGGGGUGAAUGUCUAUGAAAAAGAGAAGGAAAUGUUGUCUUAAAGCAUUUUCAGGGCAAUUGUGUGGACACAGAAUAAUGUGCAAGAUAAUAAAGGCAACUCAUGUAUGGUUAA
This is a messenger RNA of Oncorhynchus masou masou (cherry salmon), 1781 nucleotides long. RefSeq names its product actin-related protein 3-like. The record is from RefSeq and is a predicted model, not a curated record. Gene Ontology annotation, biological process: Arp2/3 complex-mediated actin nucleation. The transcript has 12 exons. Lineage: Eukaryota; Metazoa; Chordata; Actinopteri; Salmoniformes; Salmonidae. Gene Ontology annotation, cellular component: Arp2/3 protein complex; actin cortical patch. Bases 178 to 1434 code for a protein of 418 amino acids. Gene Ontology annotation, molecular function: actin filament binding.